AUGAGUCAAGCUGCCAAGUUUGGAGCCCAGCACAUCACUCGCGGCAUCGGCCGCAUGUCACAGCAUGUAUUCACUGAAGCUCGUGGUACAUAUCUCUUCACAGACCAGGGCAAACGUCUUCUGGAUAUGACUUCUGGUAUUGGCGUUGUGAAUUUGGGCCAUUGCCAUCCAGCUGUGACGCAUGCUGCUCAAGAACAGUGUGCUAAAGUCACACAUGCUCAAGUAAAUCUCGGCUACAGUUCUGCGCAGAUUGAUCUCUUGAAAGCGCUCCUUCCUAUCAUGCCACAACCGUCGCUCGAUUCCUUCUUUUUGUGGAACUCGGGAUCGGAGGCUGUAGAGGCAGCUGUGAAAGUUGCACGGGCAUACACGAAGCGUCAGAACAUCAUCGUUGCGAAGGGCUCAUAUCAUGGUCGCACGAAUGCUACGGCCGCCAUGACGCGCAGUAAAAUGUCGUACAGUGAAGGCGUAGGUCCGUAUAUGCCUGGCAUUUUUACGAUGGAAUUCCCGUACUACUCGCAACUGUUCAAGCCUGUUCAGACAUCUACAGAUGAACUUGUUGAUAUUUCUCUGAAACGUCUUGAGCUCCUUUUUAAGCAAGAAACAUCACCUCGCGAUACAGCUGCUAUUAUUCUGGAGACUGUGCUGGGUGAAGGCGGAUAUGUUCCUGCUCCCACAGCAUUUUUGGAAGGUGUUCGUGCCAUUUGUGACAAGCAUGGCAUCCUUCUUAUUGUGGAUGAGAUCCAGGCAGGUUUUGGCCGCACAGGUAAAAUGUUUGCUAUUGAACACUCUGGUGUACGUCCAGACCUUAUGACAUUCGCGAAGGGCUUUGCCAAUGGCUACCCCAUUAGCUGUCUGGUCGGUAAUAAAGGGGUCAUGGAUGUCAUGUCACCGGGCACACUCGGUGGCACAUACGCUGGCAAUGCAGUAGCUUGUGCCGCCGCACGGGCCACUAUUGAAACAUUUCAGAAUGAGCGCAUUCUUGAGAAUGUGGCCGAAAGGAGCAAACAACUUUUUAGUGGUCUCGAUGCCAUUCGCCAAACAUCCUUUGGUAAGGUGAUCGAGGACAUCCGCGGCAUGGGUCUUAUGGUGGGUGUGCAAUUUGCGUCGGGUCCGGGUGAACCGAUUGCCCAAAGACUAUCUAAGGCUUGUCUAGAGCGCGACAUGCUUAUCAUGAGCACAAGUUCAUUUGACGUCAUACGCUGGAUCCCGCCACUUACUGUUUCGGAACAGGAGCUUUCUGAUGCCCUCGCCAUCUUUAGCGAUGCACUGGAAGAAGUCGUUUCUAAAUAG
Molecule: messenger RNA, 1290 nt
Organism: Malassezia restricta
Lineage: Eukaryota; Fungi; Basidiomycota; Malasseziomycetes; Malasseziales; Malasseziaceae
Product: 4-aminobutyrate aminotransferase
Exons: 2
Coding region: 1-1290 (429 amino acids)
Molecular function (GO): transaminase activity; pyridoxal phosphate binding; identical protein binding
Source: RefSeq, a predicted model, not a curated record